Molecule: messenger RNA, 7949 nt
Organism: Toxoplasma gondii ME49
Lineage: Eukaryota; Apicomplexa; Conoidasida; Eucoccidiorida; Sarcocystidae
Product: TLD protein
Exons: 11
Coding region: 1776-4424 (882 amino acids)
Source: RefSeq, a predicted model, not a curated record
CCAACAGCGACCAAAAGGCCACGUUUCUGCUUUUACCCGCUUUUUAAACUGUCUGCAAUCCCCGUUUCGUCGGCUGCACGCGUGCAAUUUCCACUAAACCAUCGCGUGGCUCGCUGACUCCACGAGGAAGGGUGGAUGCGAGACUUGCGGACUUUUCGAGGUUUUGCACGGUGACAGACAGUCGAAACUGCGAGAAGCUGUAUUCCAGAUUGCAUGUGCGGUUAGCGGAGGAAAGAACCGGAUGUGCUGCCGAGUUUCCGAGGCAUUUUUUUCGUUUUCCUUACUGCGGUCGCCGUCAACGGAGCCCGGGCUCGGGCGUUCCUUUUGACACAGACUCCUAGGGGGUAGUAGCUCACGGAUCCGCUCUUCUCUGCGAGAAAAGGCGGGUUUGUCAGGUUCCUGUACUGGUCCUUCUUUUGCCUUCUUUUCAGCCAACCACACGUCUAUCUUGUGCGCGGCUAUUUCUGUGCCGCUGUUUCACUCGCAUGGUCCAUUCACCUGCAUCUUUUCAGAAGCAGCGUAGAGUCCGCAACAGUGAACACGGCGCGGCCCGCUUUCCCCUCCUCCAAGCAUUCAUAAACACUCCUCUCUGUGUAUGUGCCGCGGUUGAAGGGUCUCUUUGUUACUUCUAUUCAUACAUGUAGCGAUAGAGCUGUGGCCGCCGGUUCUGCACAUCUGCGAUGCGGGGGCGUCGCGCGUCUCUCUGGUGUGUCUUUAUUUUGGCGAUGAAACCAGAGCGAGGCUCUGCUUUUUAACUUCACCUCUGGGCAGAUGCGUGUUCAUCCACGCUUUCCUGUCUUUCUGCGAGGGAGGAAGUUGUAGAAAACGCGUGGCAGAAAAAGGAUCGUAGGUCUUCAGGGAAGGCUGCACUCACCUGUCCUGGAACCUGCAGAGUCCCGCCGCCCCAUGUAUCCACCGCGUGCUCUUCAUGCUCUUCCUGACGAAUCUUUUCUCCCCGUUCUCUUCUGUUGUUUUGCCGCUUCCUCUCCUUCUCAGCCUCCCAGCUCUCCCCCCACUUGUCCACGCAUUCUGCGGAACUCUUCUUUGCUUUCUCUAUCUCUGGAUGUUUCGUUCCUGUCUCUGCCAACUGCGCGCUUUCUCCUCUGCCUCCCUCCCUCCCUCUUCAUUCACUCGCUCUACCUUCCUCUGUUUCACCUUCCUUCCCUCCCUCUGUCUCUGUGGUAAGGCUGUGCGUCGUCCUUCCGACCUAACUCUGUGAUUGCCAUCACAUUUCCAGAAGGUUGUCUGUUUCUGGCCUGGUUUGUCACAAUACAUCGAUCUAAACUACAUGUUCCGUUGCUCGCGUGCAAAGCGCCAAGGGGAGGAAGAGAGGAAGCACAGAUGAUGUUGUUUUAAGUGAAGGAGACAGAGAGUCGCCAAGAAGCAGAGACCAGACCCGGCAGACAACUGGAUACCAUCAUUUUAUAUUUUUCGGGACUUCUGGACAGUGAGAAAGGCGACGUAUGCUGCACUUGAUAAUUCUUCGUCGCCGAUGCAGUUAGGGACUGCGAGGCAGAAAGCAGAGACUGAAAGCGAGAGAAAAUACAAGACAACUGGAGAGAGACGCGGGAACUCGUCUUGCUGAGAAGGGGGAGGCAUCGACAGGUGAUUGUAGGACAGAAACCAACGUCUAGAAACGAGAGAGUCGCACAGAGCACAGGUAGAACAGCCAAAAAGAGCUGUAAGACGAGGAGCGAAAAAAGGGGACAGGCGAGGGAAUUGGCAAGAUAGGCUAGAACACAAGAGAGAGAAAUCGAACGAGACAGAGAGUGAGGAUGGGGGAUUCGAGCUCCAAAUUCUCGCAUGCCACCCCGGCCCUGUCCUAUCAGCGCCUAUCGCAGCAGGAGGUUCAGGAGCUGCUUUCGAGUUUUGGUCUCAAUGAAUUUUCUCCAGCCAAAGCUCGCAUUUCGCUUCACUCCUUCCUGCGGAUCUUCCCGCCGGUGCUGCACCCCACGGCGUCGGUUCUGUUGCCAGUUCUGCGGGACGUCGUUCGCAUGCAGCAAGUGCAGGGCCGCGGGUACAGCAGCAGCGGAUUUUUAACUGGGAAGAUCGACAGCAGCAGCCAGCUAGCUGCUUCCAAGACGCCGGCGCCCUCCACGCGAGGGGGCUUGAAGAAUUUGGGGAACCUGACCUGCUCGGGGAAAGGCGCUCGCAAGGGCGAGGAGACAUGCAGUGGAGGCAUCCACAUCACACUCCAGGAGAUGGUCGACGCCGUGAGUGCAUGCGCAUAUGGAGACCGGGAGGAACUCCAAGUGCACAUGCUGCAGCGGCUGCUGUCGAGAAUGUCGAAAGUCUUAGAAGAGCAGUGCAAGCGCCUGAGACACCAGCAGUCGGGCAACUGGAGCUCCCGCCACAACAUCGAUCGCGGGGCCACUGCCCACAGUCACCACCUGGGCGCGGGUCUCUUCUUGCUGCACCACGGGGGCCCCUCAGGGAGCGCAGGGAGCCUGACGUCCGAGACGCCUCAGACUGCGUCCACGGCGUCUCUGCAGGCUGGGGCUUCUGGGGCUGUCCAGCCGUCUGCGGGCUCCGCGGGAGUCUCUGCGGUCCCCUGUUCGGGGAUCGAGGCGGUGCUGCACCAAGUGUUCGUGUCUGCCUACUUGCUGUUCCUGGCAAUCAUCUCUCCGUCGAAUCCGAUCUUCUCGUCGGCCAACCCGUUCGCGCUCGCUGCCGGGGGGCCCACGCCCGCGUCGCCGCGCGCCGCCGGAGGCGUUGGAGACCACGCGGGGGCCAAGGGACCCGCUGGGGACCACGCGUCCCGGGUCGCGUCCUCGCCGCGGAGCCACCACCGCGCGGGCCCUGGGAGCCCCGCCGGCGGACCCACAGACAGCGAUGCAGACUUCCUGGGAUCUGGGGCUCACAGCUCGUCCCGCCAGGCGGUUGCAGGUCCAGGGAUGUCUGGCUGGGACUCCAACUCCUCGUCUGCCGCGGCUGUCUCCUUGCCUGUCUCGACGCCGCUGGAUUUCUCCUUUCUCUUGAGCGCCUUCGCGACCUCUGCGGGCGCCGCCGCGGGCGUGGGCUCCAAGACCGCGGGGCCUCAGAUGGGGAGCGCUGGGAGUGUUGCGGCCCAGGGCUCUGCCGGAGCCGGCGGGUCCGCGCCCCCCUGUAUCGUGACUGUAUCUGGGGCGCCGGGACCCGCAGCCGCGGCAGACAAAGGAGCGUCGAGCGGGAACCUUUCUGGAGCCCAGAUGGGGUGUGCAGGCGCGUCGAAGCAGCAGCAACAGGAGGCUCUUCUCUGGAUCCUCCAGGUUCUUCCCGUCCUCCCAACUCUUUUUGUCGGAGCCGUCAGCCACUUCCUGCUCGGCCCUACCGACCCUGCUGUGGACGACGGCGCUGUGAAGAAGCAGCAACCUACGUUGCAGUACCAGGUCUACGCUCCGCGUCGACGGGGCACUGCUGUUAGCGGCUCCUCACGGAGAGGUAGUCGGGCGCGUGCGAAUUCUCUUCAGAACUUACAAAGAAGUCCGAGCCUUGAUACUCUCUGUCAGAGUACAGGGGGGUGGAGAGGAGAUGGGCCUCUAGACGGAUUCAGCAAAAUCUUCACUGAUGAAACUGCAGUGAUGCUACGCCUGUCGAGCAUGAUCUUCGCCUUCCCCCCUCUCACGCCUUGGCAUCGCUUGUAUUCGUCGUGGAAGCAAGGCGCCAGCUUCAAUCGCAUCUGCAGCAGCGUCUUCUUCUACGAUGCUCCGACGGUUUUGGUGAUCAAGACGAAACACGGUCCCGUGCUCGGCGCUAUGAUCUCCACGGAGUGGAAGGACGGCGGACAUGUGUACAUGGGAGAUGCGAACUGCUUUCUCUUUAGCUUGGAACCUCAGUUCCAGAUUAUCAGACCCAGUGGACUCGGAAGGAAUUUCGUGUACAUCAAUGUGAAAAAUCAAUUCUACCCUCGGGGCAUUGGAUUUGGAGGUCAGCCUGGAUGCUUCAGGCUCUGGCUCGACGAUGAGUUCCAGAAUUGCUACUGCACGAAGAGCGACGCGACUUACGGCCCAGGUGUGCUCGUGGCUUCCAAACGAGCUCGUGUCCGGCACCAGGGCGACUCUCGGAGUGAGGACAGCCUUUUGUCGGGUGCGAAACGGACGCAGUCUCUUUGCAGCGAGGACAAGGGACCGGGCGAGGCGGGCGGCUUGCCCGCAGGGGCAAAUGGAUCCUUGCUGUCGAGCCCUGAUGGAGACAGAGACGACGGAGGCCACGAAGAGCAGGACGUCUUCCACAUGCCUUUCGAGGUCCUAGAAGUGGAAGUGUGGGGAUGUGGUGAUGCCUCUACCAGACAGCAGCAGCUCGCCGCGAAUCAAAGACAAGAACAGCUCCGCCAAGAACGACGACAGGUGGACAAGGGUCGCUUUGCACAAAACGAGUUCGACAGAGAGUUUCUUCUUGAGAACACUUUCAACCGAGCAAAGGGCGCAGACGCCCCAUCCACGUGAACGUGAGAGGAAAGAAAAGUCGGUGUCGAUAGCCUGGAGCUGAAGGCGAGUGCAGGAGUGCAGAAAUCGGACAACUCGAGGAAGGCCAACGUUGUAGGCAAAGAGCAGACAGGAAGCAACGCCCAGGCAUGCAGCGAGGAAAGACGACGACUGGAGGAAGGAAGAGUAACUCGAGUGACCGCGGCACGGAGUGAGACGCAUACUAACAACGUCGGGGCCUGAUGAAGAAGGUGAAGAUGGAGAGGAUUCCGGAAGAAAGCACGCGAGUGACUCGAUCACUGUUUGUCAGAUUGAAUGCGUUUGACUCUAUCACGUGAACAGGGUGACGAAAGGGAGGCGAAGACACAGGAUGGCGUUGUCGGGUUCCUCUCGGUAACAAAGGAAUGGCGAGGCGGGAGUCCUUCUGAUUAAAAAAGACGCGGCGGCGCGACGCAUCAAUUUCUCGUUUUUUCUGGAGACCUGAACUUACCGUGCAUUGUCUUCACCUGUCAUAUACAUAUAUGUACAUAUUUGGAACCCUUUCUUUUAGGUUUUUCCGCUGUUCCGCCAGCUGCCUUCGUUCGUUCACACGGGGGUGAAUUUGACGGAAGAGGAAGGUGAAGGCCUCGUCCUUUUUAGACCGUUUUUGGAUCCGUCUGUACCCUUCGUGUCGUUUGUUCUUUUUCCUCGCGAACGGAAGCAACCUGCGGAACGGUUCCGCGCUUUUCUGUUUCUUUGACGGGACUAGUUCAGUCCUCGUGCGCAUAGAGAUGGUCUUAGUGAGCAUCUCCCGUGUAUGGUUACCGGGUUCGUCUGUGAUUCAGGUGUCACCGUUCCGCGCUCUUUUUAGGUGAAAAGAAGUUCGAUCGACGAAGCGUUGGUCUUCUGGACUGUAGAACGCGUGUAGACCGAAAGCGCGAAGGCGGUUUCUGGAGCCCAACUUCUCGACCCGUUUCACUGCCAGUCACCUGGCCUCUCCUGGGUUUUCAUUGUCUACCUCUUGCCGGGUUCCGUCCGUUUCUCUGCUCACUAUGAAAUACCCGUUACUGUGUGCACUCUGGACGACAGUUUUCCGGGCAGGGGCGGAGGAGCCGGCGUAAAAAAAUUACAAACACUCCGGUUUCACAGAUGAUUGCCCCCAGUACGACGGUACAGAUCACCCUAGCAUCUGAGGAGUCGUCGUCCUCGCUGUUAACACGAGUGAUAACGUGAACCCAUAAAUUACGCCUAGAACACAUCCAAUAUGGAACCUUAAUGUCGCAGGAUAUUGGAUUCAAACACUUUUAGCAGUAGCUGCAGCUCUGCCGCCGACCGGCACAAUUGCUGCGGUGUCUUCCUUUCGCUUUUUGCAGGUCCCGUCUGCAGGGGGGAAGAGGAAUCAUCAGCCACCCUUGGCUCUGUGCUUCAAUUAUCGAACCGGCAGUGCGGGUUCUUUGGCAAAGAACUGAGGCCAGCUGAAACUCGCUAGUGAGUGUGUCUGGGUUCUCGAACAGAAGCGCUCGACCUCAGUGCCGCGCUAUUUUGUCCUUGUUAACCAAGUGAGUACGCGGUGAGGCGACGUCGACUGGUGUUCCUCCCCGCGGUAGCUCCGGUGUAUCUAUUUUUAUCUUGCCGGGUCGAUCGACGCCUCCUGACAAGGCUUGCAUGGCUAGAGCUCAACAAACGAGUACAACAAAAUAGAAGUUACUCCCAGAUAUCCACAUGCACAUCGUGGCAUGAGGAAAGCCGGAUGGAACGAGCAACAAGACCGCAGAAGUGGUCACGAAGUACGAGGAUCAGAUGUGUAUAUAAGAGCAACUUUCCUCCCGGUGACUGGGGCAGAUGAGGAUCGAGACGAGAACAGAGCGAGCCUAUUCACACGAAUUGUCACUUGUACAGUCAGAGUGAAGUUGCCUUCCAGUCGGGCGCGCGAGAAGCGCCGGCAGACGACAGAAGGUCCGUUUCGCACCCUCUCUACCCAAAAAUCGACGCGUCUAGGAAAGAGAUUCGCUACUUGAUUCCACAUCACAGAUCGAUUACUGCCACACGCAUGUGCCACUUACAGUUCUCAAAGUUAUCUCAGCGCUACCCUUUCCUAUGUCGCUAAAGAAACUCUGGAUAGCGAAUGCGUCCAACGCUCGCGUACACGUGUCAAUUUAAAGGGGGUGAGGGCACACAACGUCUCAUACCCGGCAGCGGUAUUCGUACAUAAAAAACCAUCCAGCACCCUAGGAGCGCCACAGACUCGCAAACUGCCCCCUACCUUUGUCCUCGACGAGACACCAUUCAUGUGCAUUCAGCUCCCAGGUGUCCGUCGCGUUCUCGCGUCUCGACGGCGGUUCAAAGCGAGGAAAAAUACAUUCCGGGUAUGUACACGAAAGACAUCCGAGGGCGAGCUAGGCGCACGGACGUUAAAAAAUAGGUCAACUGGAAACGCGUCUGCUCCAGGACCUCUUGGAUUGUUCCCUGUAUCUCCUUUGCAUUCGCGCGUUCAGUGAAUAUACAUGUUUCCGAAACUUAUACCAGAUCGCGCGCUAUUCCUCUGGACUGAAACUCGGGUCAGCGUCAUAUGGACGCGCGAGUCGUUGAUUUCCACAAGCCCACCGGGAGGCUUGCGAGACUCUGUAUCCCUUGAGACUCGUCACAAGAAAUAUACCAGCGAUUUGCAGAUACAUAGAUAAACUGAAUACAUGCGUAGGGAGGUUUUCCUGUCGAGUGCCGGAGAGCUAAAGCUCCGACGCGUGUUCUCCAUGCUGCUCUGAGAAAUCCGUGAAGAACGACAUGUCGGCGCUACAGUGAAGCGACGAGAGUUGUGUUACCCGCGGUAAUUCUGUUUGUCGGCCUUCGCUUCCUUUGGCAUUUUAACUGCCUCAACCUCUGCCACUCUUCGCAGCUGCCACGAAUUCCUUUCCACUUUCUGUCUGCAUAGAGCCUCUCUCUCCGCCGGCAGACACUGUCUGUUCUGUGCCGCUUCAAAUAUUUCUUGCGGUUCAACAGGAAAACCUUCGUGUCUCUGGCGCACCUCCAUCUGCCUCAUUCCCGUCAUCUCUGUUCCAUUUUCGUGUUAACUCAAGUGGAUGUUGGGGCAUUUCGGAUCGAGACAGGCGCCGUUGAGAGCGUAGUAGCAGAUCGGUCGCAUGCAGUUGUCUCCGCGAAAUUUCUCCACGAGGCUCUUCGCUCUCCUCCCGUUCCCUGUCUCUCUCUCUGUCACCUGCUGUGCCUCACGGGGGGCACCCCCUUUCUCUUUUCCGUUUCUCUCUCUUUUCUCCGACGCCGCAACAGAGCCCGCGUUCGCCGCGCUUCCUUCACGUGUCAUUAGAGAUCGAGAAGGCGUUUCCUUUUCCAUCUCACUCGCUUCCCCCGCCCUCUUCCGCCUCGCAUCCUGAAUGUCUCCUCGGGUCUCUUGUCCCUUGUCUCCGCGCUCGUCACGGGUGUGAAGCGAAGACACGACGCAGCCCAAGUCCUUCAGAACGGAGACAUAGAUAUGGGCGUUCGUGCUCGGUGGCGUGCUCCCUGGUCCUGAAGGUGUACACACACGAGCGAACAACACACAUCCUUCACAGGCCG